UUGCCAGGGCUGCUGCCUGGCAGCGGAAGAAGCGCGGCCGAGCGCGGACUCGCAGGCUCAGCAUCUCUCGCUGCCCAGGAGACCGCAGUUUUUUGGUGAAUACUAUUUACUCUUGAAGUCUAAAGCAUCACAAAACAAUGAAAGGUCAUUUCAGAAGUUAUACCGUGAAUGAAGUCUCCAGACCUGAGCUACCGAGCCAUGGCUAUGACAACCCUGCUUUCCAGCUGAAUGAAGUAGCUGCCCAAAAUGAUCACUUUAAAAAGAACCAGAAAAAAAAGGAAAAUGAGAAGUCAAAGAAGGAAAAGAUCAUGAUGGUUGGAUUUUUUGAGCUGCUCCUGUCAGUGUUGACUACAAAGGAGCUCUUGGCUUAUGCGAAGGCAGGUGCUGUAGCAGAAGAAGUCUUGUCUGCCAUCCGGACAGUUGUUGCUUUUAAUGGACAGGCAAAAGCGGUAUCAAGAUAUGAAACAAACCUCAAGGAGGCUAAAACUGCUGGAACUAAAAAGAGCAUCACAUCUAAUAUUUCUUUGGGUAUAUCCCAAUUUUUGAUAUUUGGUUGCUAUGCACUUGGCUUUUGGUAUGGAACAAAACUCACAGUAGAUGAGAAAGAGACCUAUGAUAUUGGAACAGUGUUGAUUGUGUUUUUUUCAGUGGUCAUUGGUGCAUUUUCCAUUGGACAAGCUUCUCCAAAUUUGGAAUAUUUGGCUAAUGCUCGUGGAGCAGCCUAUGAGGUUUUUAGAAUUAUCAAAAAGCCCCGUCACAUAGAUAGCAGUUCUGGUGAAGGGCUCAAGCCAGACAAGUUCCAAGGAGAGAUUGAAUUCAAAAACAUCCAUUUCAGCUAUCCCUCCAGACCUGAUGCUCACAUUCUCAAAGGUCUGAACUUAAAAAUCCAGCCUGGAAAAACAAUUGCUCUUGUGGGUUCCAGUGGCUGUGGGAAAAGCACUGCCAUUCAGCUACUGCAGAGAUUCUAUGAUCCAGUGGAAGGACAGGUUACCAUUGAUGGACAUGAUAUCCGGACGCUUAAUAUCAAGUGGCUGAGAGAAAACAUUGGCAUUGUAAGCCAGGAACCGGUUUUGUUUGGGACCACAAUAGCAGGCAACAUUCGGUAUGGCCGGGAGGAUAUUACUGAUGCUGAAAUUGAGCAGGCGGCUAAAGAAGCGAAUGCUUAUGACUUCAUUUCAAAGCUCCCUGAUAGGUUUAACACCAUGGUUGGAGAAAGGGGAGCCCAGCUGAGUGGAGGGCAGAAACAGCGCAUUGCUAUUGCCCGUGCCCUGGCCAGAAACCCCAAGAUCCUGCUGUUGGACGAGGCUACCUCUGCUCUGGAUACUCAGAGCGAAUCCAUAGUGCAAGCAGCACUUGAUAAGGCCAGGGCUGGUCGUACCACCAUUGUGAUUGCUCACAGACUCUCCACAAUCAAGACAGCAGAUGUUAUUGCAGGCUUUGAGAAGGGCAUUCUUGUGGAGCAAGGGACACAUGAAGAACUCAUGGCACAGAAAGGUGUUUACUAUGGCCUUGUAACGCAACAGUGUUAUGGUAGAGAUGAUCAUGAGGAUAAAACAGAAGAGGAGGAGACAGAUUCUGAGGAUGAUGAUAUUGACCAUGUUGAGAAUGAUGACCUAAAGAAUCUGGAGGAAAAUUACUCAGAAAAUCCUACUGGCAGCAAAGAAAUGCUUAAUGGGAGAAGCUUUCGAAGACAGUCCAACAGACGCAGUAUCAGUAGGAUUUCUACUAAAAGAUACUCUGCAAAAAAGAAGAAAAUGAAACAAAAGACAGUGAAAAGGGAUAAAGUGGAAGAGAAACUCCCUGAGGUGCCUUUUUACAGAAUUCUGUCUCUGAAUAAGCCUGAAUUCUGCUAUAUUGUGGUUGGAGUCAUUGCUGCUGCCUUUGGAGGUACUGUCAGCCCUGCGUUUGCUGUUCUGUUCAGUAAAAUCAUUGGGGCUUUUGGAGAACAAGAUGAUAUAAAGAAAAGCCAAAACACUACGAAGUUUUCCCUGUUGUUCCUUUUGCUGGGAACAGUCAGCUUAAUAACACAUAUAAUCCAGGGAUUCAUGUUUGCAAAGUCUGGAGAAGCACUCACCAUGCGACUGAGAUCGCUUUCAUUCAAAGCAUUGCUUCAACAGGAAAUUGGGUGGUUUGAUGACCAUAACAAUGGCAUUGGGGUCUUGUUAACCAGACUUGCAACAGAUGCUUCCCAAGUCAAAGGGGCUACUGGAAGUCGAUUGGCCUUAUUGACCACAACCAUCGUUACACUUGUGACAGCUGUUGUCAUUGCAUUCAUGCAUGGCUGGCAAUUAACAUUGUUUAUCCUGGCCUGUAUUCCUUUCGUCGCUGUUACGGAGACUAUUAGUGUUAAAACAAGAACUGGCAAUGCAGCAAAGGAUCAAAAAGCACUCGAAGAAGCUGGAAGAAUUUCAGCAGAAGCUGUAGAAAAUAUAAGAACUGUGGUUGCGUUAACAAGCGAAGACAGGUUUUUCGAGAAAUAUAAGAAAAGUUUAGAAGUUCCAUACAGGGAUGCUCUGAAGAAAGCACCUCUUAAUGGAAUUUCAUAUGCCAUAGCCCAAAGUUACAACUUUUUUAUAAAUGCUGCUGUCUUCAGAUUUGGAGCAUGGCUUCUUGCUCAUUGUCUCAUGAACUUUGAACAACUUUUUAUAGUCUUCACCAUACUGAUUUUUGCUGCUAUGACUGUUGGUCAUUCUAACUCUCUUGCACCUGAUUUUGGCAAAGCAAAAGUUUCUGCCCAAAGAAUUUUUCAGCUUUUGGAUCGGAAGCCACCAAUUGAUAGCUGUAGUGAAGAAGGUGAAAAAUUGGAGAAAUUUGAAGGCAACAUUGAAUUCAAGGAUGUUCACUUUGGAUAUCCAGCCAGAGCAGAAGUUCAAGUUUUGCAAGGGCUCAGUGUACAGGUUACCAAAGGGCAGACUCUGGCACUGGUGGGGAGCAGCGGCUGUGGCAAAAGCACCUCCAUCCAGCUUCUGGAGCGGUUCUAUGACCCGCGAUCAGGACAAGUGUUAGCAGAUGGAGUUGACACCAAGUGUCUACACAUCCAGUGGUUCAGAUCCAGGCUGGGCCUUGUGCAACAGGAACCUGUUCUGUUUGACUGCAGCAUUGCAGAGAAUAUCCAGUAUGGAGACAACAGCAGGGCAGUCAGCCAGGAAGAAGUGGAAGCAGCCGCUAAAGCAGCAAAUAUUCACCACUUUAUAGUCAAUCUCCCAGAGAAAUACAAUACUCGUGUAGGGGAUAAAGGAGCCCAACUUUCGGGAGGACAGAAACAAAGAAUAGCCAUAGCUCGUGCCCUUGUCCGAAAACCAGCAGUUCUGCUUCUAGAUGAAGCCACGUCAGCUCUUGACACAGAAAGUGAAAAGGUUGUCCAACAAGCCUUGGAUGAAGCUAGAAAAGGUCGAACCUGCAUUGUUAUUGCUCACAGAUUGUCAACUAUCCAGAAUUCAGACAUCAUAGCAGUAAUCGAGAAUGGCACAGUGAUAGAACAGGGAACCCACAGCCAGCUGCUGGCAUUGAAGGGGUUCUAUUAUGCCUUUGUCAAUGCACAAAUAUCCCAUUAGACCACAAGUUCCCUCUUAUGCGUAGAACCAGAAAGAGGAUGUAGGAAAAUGAAGGGCCAAGGGACUAAGUACUGAAAAGUAUUCUGCAUGUCAAAGGAGGUUUUGGGCUUCUGUCCAUCAAAAAGCAGUCCUCCCCCGCUACAGUGUCUGUGCAACAUGGCAAAUAGCUUUCGAAACUGAAAGGACGAUGUUAUAGGGGUAGGGAAGACUGGAUUUCCUGUUGAAAGGAGAGAAAGUAAAGAACACCAUUAGAUAUGGCCAAGUCCAACAUCUAAAGUGACUUGCAGGAUCCCUGUCAUUAUUAAGGGAGUUUGUAAUGUGGUGUUGCUGAAGGGUUUUCAUUGGUUCGAUGUUCUUUAUUGCUUUAAUUUUGGUCUUUUUAAUUGUGUUUUUAAUGUAUUUGUUUUUCUGUUAUGUUUUAAUUAAGAUUUUUAAAAUCUGGAUUUUAUUGUUAGCUGCCUU
Varanus komodoensis (Komodo dragon) is the source of this 4016-nucleotide messenger RNA. RefSeq names its product ATP-dependent translocase ABCB1-like. Gene Ontology annotation, biological process: transmembrane transport. The transcript has 25 exons. Lineage: Eukaryota; Metazoa; Chordata; Lepidosauria; Squamata; Varanidae. The record is from RefSeq and is a predicted model, not a curated record. Gene Ontology annotation, cellular component: membrane. Bases 138 to 3554 code for a protein of 1138 amino acids. Gene Ontology annotation, molecular function: ATP binding; ABC-type transporter activity; ATP hydrolysis activity.